Saccoglossus kowalevskii is the source of this 4281-nucleotide messenger RNA. Its product is annotated as WD repeat-containing protein 19-like. Gene Ontology annotation, biological process: intraciliary retrograde transport; cilium assembly. The record is from RefSeq and is a predicted model, not a curated record. Gene Ontology annotation, molecular function: protein binding. Gene Ontology annotation, cellular component: cilium; intraciliary transport particle A. Lineage: Eukaryota; Metazoa; Hemichordata; Enteropneusta; Harrimaniidae.
UUUCGGCAGUGUGGAUUUGUUUUGAUUAGUACACACGAAGACUUGGACAAAUUAUAAAUUUAAAUACGCACGAUGAAGAGAGUAUUCCAUUUGUCUGAUAAGACUCAUGGUCAUGGUACAAUACAGUUUUGUUGGCAGAAAACACUAGGUAACUACUUGGCUACCACUGGUAGUAAUCAUAUUGCCAACAUCUAUGAUAGACAUGGAGAACUAAAAGAUGAAAUCAAUUUACCAGGAAACUCAACUGGUAUGGGCUGGGACCGUGAUGGUGAUACCCUGGCAAUUACCAAUGAUAAGAACAGUGUGAUUAUAUUAUGGGAUGCUAACACACAUAAAACUUCCCAUUUAGACAGUGGCAUGAAAGACACACUGUCAUACUUAUUAUGGUCCAAGGUUGGACGUCAGUUAGCAGUUGGUACAACCAAAGGCAAUCUACUUAUUUAUAAUCAUCAAACUUCAAGGAAAGUUCCAAUACUUGGCAAACAUACUAAGAAGAUAACUUGUGGAGCUUGGAGUUCUCAGAACUUACUGGCUUUAGGUAGUGAAGAUAAAACUAUUACUAUCAGCAAUGCAGAUGGUGAUACUAUCAGACAGACAUCUGUGAGAAUGGAGCCAUCUGAAAUACAAUUUUCUGAGAUGAAAACAGAUGAACGCAGUGCUGCAGGUGAAAACACUGUUAGUAUAUGUGUUGGAAAGAAGACUUUGUUCCUGUAUAAUUUGAAUGAUCCUGAUAAUCCAAUAGAACUAGCGUUUCAACAACGAUAUGGACACAUUAUAGCCUAUAAAUGGUAUGGUGAUGGUUAUGUAAUGAUAGGAUUCUCUCAUGGAUAUUUUAUUGUUAUAUCAACGCAUAUCAAAGAGAUUGGACAGGAGUUGUUUCAAGCUAGAAAUCACAAGGACAGUUUGACUUCAGUAGCUGUAUCAUUAUCACUCAACAAAGCUGCGUCUUGCGGUGAUAACUGUAUCAAGAUACAUGACUUGUCUGAAAUGAAAGAGAUGUAUGCUAUUAUUACAAUGGAGGAUGAAACAAAAGGUCUUGGUAAGCUUGAAUGGACUGAUGAUGGUCAGUUACUUGCAGUCAGCACACAGCGUGGAUCUCUGCAUACUUAUCUCACUAAACUACCAGUUUUAGGAGAUGCUUUUGGUACCAGAAUUGCAUAUCUUACAUCAUUACUGGAAGUCACUGUGGUCAAUCAUGUUGAACAGGAGCAAUCAGUUACCAUUGGGAUAGAAGUUGAACCAGCUUUUGUGGCGCUGGGUCCUUACCAUCUGGCUGCUGGUAUGAACAAUAGAGCUUGGUUUUACCUGUUGGGAGACAAAGGACCUGAAGUGCUCAAGGAUAAAGAGUAUCUUGGUACCAUUAAUAGUAUGUCACUGAAUUCUGAUUAUGCUGCAGUGUUCUUUGAAAAUAAAAUACAGCUGCAUUUGAUUGAGGGUGAGGGUGGUGAUGGUACAACUGCAGAGGAGCGCGAAACCAGGCUUUUUCCAGACUCUGAUAAAGAGAGUAGAAUUAUGUGUUGUGCACUCACUGCUGAUUUUCUUAUAUAUGGAACAGAUAAUGGCGGGUUAUACUACUUCUUCAUUGAAGACUGGCAGUUUGUAAAUGAAUUUCGUCAUGUAGUUGGACUACGUAAAGUCUAUCCUGACCAUACUGGUACACGGAUGGUAUUUGUUGAUGAUAAAAGUGAUGGUUAUGUCUACAAUCCAGUAAAUGAUGCAGUUUUAGAGAUUCCUAACUUUUCACCAACUGUGAAGGGAAUAUUAUGGGAGAAUUGGCCGCUAGAUAGAGGUAUAUUCAUAGCAUAUGAUGAUGAUAAAGUCUAUACUUAUGUGUAUUGUAGAGAAACUGUUGGAGGUCCCAAAGUAAUGUUGGCAGGAACCACUAAACUACCCUUUGCCCAGUAUCCAAUUAUGUUACAUAAUGGGGAAGUGACGUGUCAAACACAGAGUGGUAAAACUACAAGUUUAAUGUUAUCAACUCAUAACUUCCAUGAAAAACCAUCAGAAUUACCACAGUCAGAGCUGAGGUCAGCACUGCAGCAGUGUCUUGUUUUGAAGAGAUUCAAAGAAGCAUGGGUGUUGUGUCAUUUCUUAAACAGUAAAGAGAGUUGGCUAGACCUGGCAAAAGCCACAAUACAACACAUGGAAGUGGACUUUGCAAUCCGGGUUUACAGACAUAUAGGUGAAGCUGGUAUGGUCCUCUCGCUUCAGAAAAUAAGGGGUGUGGAAGAUAACAAUUUGUUAGCUGGAUAUUUAGCAAUGUUCAUGGAAGACUUUAAUCUGGGACAGGAUUUAUUUCUUGCAUCAAGUAAUCCUAUGGCUGCUCUUGAGAUGAGGAGAGAUUUAUUACAUUGGGACCAAGCUCUUCAGUUAGCCAAGGCAUUGGCACCAGAUCAAAUACCAUACAUCUCAAAAGAAUAUGCACAACAAUUGGAGUUUGUUGGUGAUUAUGGCAAUGCCCUGAUUCACUAUGAGAAAGGUGUCACACGAGCUGAAAAUCAACAUGAACAUGAUGAAGCAUGCGCUGCUGGUAUUGCUAGAAUGGCAAUUAGAAUGGGUGACAUCAGACGUGGUGUUAACAUGGCACUAAAGAUGCCAAACCGAAUGCUAAAGAAAGAGUGUGCUGCCAUCUUAGAAAACAUGAAGCAGUACUCAGAAUCUGCCAUGCUGUAUGAGAAGGGAGGAUAUUAUGAUAAAGCUGCUGCAGUCUACAUAAGAAGCAAAAACUGGACCAAAGUUGGAGAGUUAUUACCUCAGGUGUCUUCUCCUAAGAUACAUGCACAGUAUGCUAAAGCUAAAGAAGCUGAUGGUAGAUACAAAGAAGCAGCAUUGGCCUAUGAAAAUGCUAAAGAGUUUGACAAUGUUAUAAGAAUCCAGCUUGAUUAUCUAAACAAUCCAGAAGAGGCUGUUAAAAUUGUGAGAGAGACCCAGUCAAUUGAAGGAGCUAAAAUGGUUGCCAGAUUUUUCCAGAAACUGAAUGACUUCAGUUCUGCUAUUCAGUUCUUAGUAAUGUCCAAAUGUAAUGAUGAGGCAUUCCAAAUGGCACAGCAACAUGGACAAAUGGAAGUUUAUGCAGAGAUUAUUGGGCCAGACGCAACCUCUGAGGAUUAUCAGAGUAUAGCUUUAUAUUUUGAAAAUCAAAAGAACCAUUUCUUAGCUGGUAAAUUCUUUCUGUUGUGUUGCCAAUAUCCGAAAGCUUUGAAGCACUUCCUGAAAUGUCCUGUGACCAAUGAUGACAGCCAGGCUAUUGAAAUGGCCAUUGAAACUGUUGGUGAAGCCAAUGAUGAUCAGUUGACUCAUCAGUUGAUAGACUAUCUUAUGGGAGAGGUUGAUAACAUGCCUAAAGAUGCCAAGUAUCUAUUCAGAUUAUACAUGGCUCUGAAACAAUAUCGAGAAGCAGCUAGAACAGCUAUUAUCAUUGCAAGAGAAGAACAGAAUGCUGGUAACUAUAGGAACGCUCAUGAUGUAUUAUUUAGUAUGUAUACUGAACUGAAAGCACAUAAAAUAAAGAUACCAGCCGAGAUGGCCAAUAAUUUGAUGAUCCUACAUAGUUAUAUCUUAGUAAAGAUACAUGUGAAGAGAGGUGAUCAUUUGAAAGGUGCAAGAAUGCUGAUCAGAGUUGCAAAUAAUAUUAGUAAAUUUCCAUCACAUAUUGUACCUAUACUGACAUCCACUGUCAUUGAGUGUCAUAGAUCAGGAUUACGUAACUCUUCAUUCAGUUAUGCUGCUAUGUUAAUGAGGCCAGAAUAUAGGAAUAAAAUUGAUUUGAAGUAUAAGAAAAAAAUUGAAGCUAUUGUCAGAAAGCCUGACAAAACUGAAGAGGAUGAACCCAACUCAGCGUGUCCAUACUGUAAAUUCCAACUACCAGAGACUGAACUUGUAUGUCCUGAAUGCAAGAAUAACAUUCCGUACUGCAUUGCUACUGGUCGUCAUUUACUGAGAGAUGACUUUACUUCAUGUCCUAGAUGUGAUUUUCCAGCUCUACACUCUGAAUUCAAAAAGUUAUUGGAUACAGAAGAAAACUGCCCCAUGUGUUCUGACCGAGUAUCUGCGGAGCAUUUAAAAAUGAUUAAUGAUCCAUCCUUGUAUUUGCAUCCUGAUGUUGGAGAUGAUUAGAUAGAUACAUAGAUCCAUCAAAAAUAUCAAUUAUUUUUUAUUUAAUGAGGGGAAAUUCAUUAUGCAACAACUAUUGUCCUAUCUGAGAUUGGAUCUUCAAUCUCUUUUAUAUUCACUGGGAAUUGCUAGAUACAAAUGAUGGGACAUGAUGCUCAUUUUUUUUUC